AUGAAACGAGGGAUUAGCACGAGCAUUAGCUUGUUGGCUAAACGCAAAACCCAGGAUUUACAGAAUACGCUGAAAUUUCUGGCUCAAACAAACAAGACCACCACAAUAUCUUCGCUUUUCGAGAAGCAAGGCACUGAGGCGGUUCACGUUCAGAAAGUCGUAGACCUCCUGAAUCACGAUCUACCAGACGGGGAAUUUCAUAGGCGAAGAGUCGAUGCUCACUAUGACAUCUUGAUGUCGCGGUUAAAACAUGUGGUGGAGAAGUCUGUGGCCCAAACUGGAAUCGAGGAUUCUUGGUCAAAGUUGAAAUACAAUCUUCAAGAACGACUGAGCAAGUGCCAUUCCAGUGAGCAACUAUACGGGUUGCUCUUGGAGCUGCAGGUUGCCAAUAAACUAACGUCUGCAGCGUUGACAAAGAUUAUUAUGAACCGCAACUUCACGCACCUAAACCAAGUUCGCGAUAACUUGCCAGGAUUUAGCCACGAGCUUGAGCUUGCAGCAAUGCUAAGUUAUAGACUACGUGGACCCGAAGCUUCCACCUUAUUUGAACAGUAUACCAAACGAUGGACUUCUGAGUGGCAUGAUUUGGCACCCAUGGCUCAAAAGCUUGUGUGGAAAUGUGACUAUAGACAAUCAGGCAUUGCUUUAGUUUCCCAAAGAGUUCGGGAAAUAAGGGGAUGGUCUGCUGCAGACUCAAUAGGUCUUUACCAGACGCUUUACUCUGUAGCAUACCAACUACCCUCUUUACAAGACCAUAGACUAACAAAAGUUCAGCAUUUGUUUGUGGCGUCACUAAAAGCCCUCUCGUUAGGGAUAUGUGAUUCUGAAUCUGCUAGAAAGAUGUGCUUGGCAACAGUAAGAGCAAGUGUUGAGAAUAGGUUGUCAUCCGAUUGCCUUCAAACAAAACAGGAUACCGGAAUAUCAGUAUAUCAGUAUCGUUUCAUGCGUCGCCUGGAUGACAUUUUACAACUCUCGGCACGCGACCCUGUAAUAUCGUCACAAGCGCGAAACCAGAUACAGGAUGUGAUGAAUACCUUGCAUCGUGAAGAAGAGCAAGCCAGAUCACAAAUGGUACUCAAGUUUAUAUGA
This is a messenger RNA of Lachancea nothofagi CBS 11611, 1089 nucleotides long. The record is from the annotation of a GenBank genome assembly. NCBI's taxonomy places the organism in Eukaryota, Fungi, Ascomycota, Saccharomycetes, Saccharomycetales, Saccharomycetaceae.